Molecule: messenger RNA, 1584 nt
Organism: Pogona vitticeps (central bearded dragon)
Lineage: Eukaryota; Metazoa; Chordata; Lepidosauria; Squamata; Agamidae
Source: RefSeq, a predicted model, not a curated record
AUGGCGGGCCAAUGGCAAAGGGCAGGGCGGAGAGCCUUGAGACCAAUAGGAACGGGCGAAUUGAAGGAGGAGGCGGGUCUUGCUGUGCGUCGGUUUGAAAACAGCGGCUGUUGGGGAGGCCGAGCAACGGUUGACGCGCGCGAAGAGAAUGGCCAUCAUGCAACGAACCUGGUGAUAGAGGAAGGCCUGGCCCGUCACUUGAAACUGAAUCAAUAACUGCACUAAUCAAGGAAAAACAAUGGAAGCCGUGAUGGGACCUGAUCCGUACCAGUGGACUUCUACAAGCCGGGAGGAUCAGCUGAAAGAACUUGCUAUGGCCUUUAUGCGCCUUUGUGCUGAACGGGGAGAUGGCGAUAGCCCAAAGCAACCUCACGUGGCACCGCAGCAAGACCCCUAUGCAAGGGCCUCUGUGGCUGCUCUGCCCAGGCCUAUUCACCCUGUAAUGGUCAGGCAUCUUCAGCCAGAACCUGCCUUGCCGUCGGGGAUUCCUAGGGAUUCCAGAAGUCUUAGGAAACCUGUGAUGAAAAGGAAAGUUCUGAGGCGAACGCCUGAUGGAGAGGUCCAGGUGACAGAUGAGUCAGUCAUCAGUGAACCCGAGUCCAGCACUCCGAGUGACCCAGAAUACAGGGACCUGAGUUGGGGAAUGUAUCAUCAGAACACCCAGGAGGCGGAGGAAGAAGAAUCUGAGGAAGAGUGUGAGCCCAACAGUUCCCCAGAGUCAGAGACUCCUUGUUCCUGGAGAACGACUGGGGACAGCCAGAGCCAAUGUUCCCAAAGAGAGAGUCAGAGCCGCAGCACAGCAUCCUACGAGCAGGAUUUGAUUCUCCCUGCUCACCCAAAGUCCUUCAUAUUACCAAGGCUGGAUCAAAUCAGCCGCAAUAGAAUGAAGACGGAUCGGGUUGCCCGUUACUUGGAACAUAAACAUGACUGGGAGUCACUGCGGCUUCCAGGGGAAGACCCCAGGAAAGGUGUGCGCUGGAGCAUCCGGGAACAGAUGCUUUAUAAGUCUGAAUUCCCUCCUCGACCUCAGCACGUUUAUAUCCCCAACAAUUACCUGGUGCCUACAGAGAAGAAGAGAUCUGCCUUGCGCUGGGGAAUACGGUGUGACCUGGCAAAUGGUGUGAUACCUAGGGAUUCCUACUCUUCGUAGAAACCCAAGAGGACUGGCAUUGGCACGAAGCAUGCACUGCUUGGUGCUGUCCAAACAGCUAACUACACUGAACUAUACUGUUGUGUUUCCUUUGAACCUGAAUCCUUCUUAUUGAUUUUAAAUCUAUACUUAGUUUUCAGAAUGAGGAGUUUGGAAAGGACUCUUUUACCCAUGCUGCUUAAAAGUGAUGCCUUGGAUAGAGAAACUUACUGGUAUCAUCCCAAAAGAAGUCAAGCAGAAGAUGAAUUGAAGCAUACUAAAAUGUAUGUGAAAGACAAUCUUUCUGCUUUAUUACAAGAUCUUUUAGACCCAUUUCCUCUUCCUAAACUAUUAGACACUCUGUACAAUUUUACUGUUUUUAAAUCAAUUUUGUAACUUCUGGAUGUAUGCAUUAAAGUAUAAAUAUUUGGAAUAAAAGUCAUUACUAUAGUUUA